Manihot esculenta (cassava) is the source of this 1409-nucleotide messenger RNA. RefSeq lists its product as uncharacterized. Lineage: Eukaryota; Viridiplantae; Streptophyta; Magnoliopsida; Malpighiales; Euphorbiaceae. The transcript has 2 exons. Bases 248 to 1120 code for a protein of 290 amino acids. The record is from RefSeq and is a predicted model, not a curated record.
UGGAAAUCAAAAUUUCAAAUUGAAAUAUGGAGGAGGGCUAAACCAAAAGUACAAGUCCGGCGGCGGACAAUCAACUCAGUUUCCUGGAUGUCCAAGGAAAGAAUUUUCUUUGCUUUGAAUCACAGGGCUCUUCGUUGUCAAAUCCACAGUUUGAACUUUCGUGAUUCUUUUAAACUACAAAACAGAAUACCAAAUUGAACUAAAGAUUAAAUCGGAUCACAUUGGCCGAUUCAAGCACAAAAUCCUCAUGGAUUUCGAUUUCCAGAAGAAUCGUGUUCAAAUUCUUAUCUUUAUCGUUGGAAUCGUUGCUCUCAGCAUCACUGCUGAUAAAUGUAGGCAACUGGUUGGUGAAGAUUCUUCGUCCCAGAGUGGAAAGUUCACAAUCUUUAACUGCUUUGACAUGAGCACUGGAACCCUGGCAUGCGCAGUGAAAGAAGGUGUGAAGCUGUAUUUCUACAACAUCAGGUCUUCUCACGUUGAGAAGGCAAGGACUCGUGCAAUCGAGCAUGCUUUACUUGAUGCAUUGGGACAGGGAAUGUCUGCAAAAGAUGCAGCAAAACAAGCACAGACAGAAGGGGCAAAGGCUGCAAAACUGGCAAUCCGACAAGCAAGACGCAUUAUAGGUCCCAUUGUUUCUUCUGGCUGGGAUUUCUUUGAAGCUGUGUAUUAUGGUGGCACCAUAACAGAAGGAUUCCUGAGGGGCAGUGGGACAUUGUUUGGUGCAUAUACUGGAGGGUUUCUUGGCGAGGCAAAGCUUGGACGCCCUGGCUAUCUGGUUGGAAGUCAUCUGGGCAGUUGGGUUGGAGGCAGGAUAGGACUCAUGGUAUAUGAUGUGGUUAAUGGAGUGCAUCUCUUGCUUCAAAUUUUCCAAGGAGUUGGUGAAGUUCAUGAGAAGCUUGAAAGUUUUGUUUCUGAGGAUAGUGAAGUACAUGAGAAGAUUGAAAGUUUCGUUUCUGAGGAUGGUAAAGUUCAUGAGAACCUUGAAAGUUUUGUUUCUGAGGACUCCAAUGUCUAUGAACCUCCUGCAUACACAAGCUCUGCUGUUUCUGAAGACUCCAAUUCCUAUGAAUCUCCGCCCUAUGAAAGCUCUGAAUCAUAUGAAAAUUCUGAGUUUAGAUGAAUAAAAUUUGAUUCUUCGGUGGUGUCAUCACCGCUGAUGUUCAGAUGAUAUCCAAAGUAGAUGCAGUUAAGGCCAUAGUUUUAAUUACUCAAUGGAGAAUCGUGUGCAAAUAGAUGGCAGUGUGGUUGUAAAUUAGUGAAAAUAAUGCAGUUUGUUUGAGAAGUUAUCUUGGCAAAUAUUAUCAUAUAUCGUCUAUCUUCCUGACGGGUUGGUAUUCCUCCAUCAGAUUUUAGCCAAGGAAAUUGUAUUCAAUAGCAGAAAUCGAUGAACCUGUUGUUAUCUUGUUAAU